This is a messenger RNA of Lolium rigidum, 564 nucleotides long. RefSeq lists its product as uncharacterized. The record is from RefSeq and is a predicted model, not a curated record. Bases 22 to 564 code for a protein of 180 amino acids. The transcript has 2 exons. NCBI's taxonomy places the organism in Eukaryota, Viridiplantae, Streptophyta, Magnoliopsida, Poales, Poaceae.
UCAAUUGGACAACCUGGUGCUAUGCAUGACACAAGUGUGCUAUAUCAUGCAAUUGACAAGGACAAGCUCACCUUCCCGCAUCCUCCAAAGGGUAAGUACUACCUUGUAGAUGCUGGCUAUCCUAAUAGAUUUGGAUACCUCGCACCAUACAAAGGAGAAAGGUAUCAUGUUCCUGACUUCCAUAGAGGUGUACCGCCAACUACUCCUGUCGAGAAGUUGAACAGGAUCCACUCGUCCAAGCGUAAUGUCAUUGAGUGUGGCUUCGGAGUAUUGAAGAUGAAAUGGCAAAUUCUCCUUAAGAUGCCGAAGUACUCAAUUGAAACCCAAAAGAUGAUUGUUGCUGCAUGUAUGACAUUGCACAACUAUAUUCGUGCUCAUGACAGAGAAGAUAUCCACUUUCAGCGAUUUGACAGGGAUCCGGACUAUGUGCCAGAAAUUCCGGAUCGCUAUAAGCGCUAUGUUGUUCCUCCUGGUGCUUCGGAUUCAUCAACUCCGGAGGCAAACGGGGCCGACAUGGAUGACUUUAGGGAUGAACUAGCUACCGCAAUUGCUCUAGGAUGGUGA